Molecule: messenger RNA, 2746 nt
Organism: Schistocerca piceifrons (Central American locust)
Lineage: Eukaryota; Metazoa; Arthropoda; Insecta; Orthoptera; Acrididae
Gene: ArfGAP1
Product: ADP-ribosylation factor GTPase-activating protein 1
Exons: 10
Coding region: 343-1665 (440 amino acids)
Biological process (GO): regulation of ARF protein signal transduction; regulation of endocytosis
Cellular component (GO): Golgi membrane
Molecular function (GO): GTPase activator activity
Source: RefSeq, a predicted model, not a curated record
AGAUUCUGCGGGUCUGUAUUUCAACCUUUCCCCUAAAUCAGAGCUGUUAGAAUAAAACAAGAAUGGCAGAACAAACUCACUGAAAUAAAUAAUGGAGGUAUAAGGAGUUAUACCUCCAUGAAAUAAAUACAUUCUGAGUAUGUCAUCUCUGCACGAAGCAUUUGCAGCGUACAUCGUUGACCCAGUACACGUCAAUCAUGUCUGCUAUUGAAAGUUGACAACUUGUGUUCGGAUUGAUUGGGGGUUAGGUUUAACCCCAGGAAUGUUUGUAGUGUGUGGUGUUGUAGUUUUGUGUGAGAUUUGAGAUGUUAUGUCCAUUGUAGUGUGAAUUUGAGUGUAAAUAUGGCCAGUCCUAGAACCCGCAGAGUUCUAUCUGAACUGAAACCGAUUGACGAGAAUUCGAAAUGUUUUGAGUGUGGGACUCACAAUCCACAAUGGGCCUCUGUGACAUAUGGAAUAUGGAUUUGUUUAGAAUGCUCUGGGAAACACAGAGGACUGGGAGUACAUCUGUCAUUUGUGCGGUCCAUUAGUAUGGAUAAGUGGAAGGAUAUUGAACUUGAAAAAAUGAAGGUUGGCGGCAAUCGAAGAGCAAGAGAAUUUUUUGAAUCACAACCAGACUGGGAUGACAGCAUGUCAAUCCAAAGACGGUACAAUACGAAGGCAGCUGCUCUUUACAGAGACAAAAUUGCAACUCUUGCACAAGGAAAGUCGUGGGACCCAAAUACAUCUUCUGCUCAGAAGCAAGCAUCACCAACAAAAUAUAGUAAUUCGUAUGAGUCUGGAGACUGUGGUGGUAGUUACCAAAACAUGACAGCUGCAUCAGUGUAUGACCAAAAGGAAGCAUUUUUUUCUCGUAUUCAGAAUGAAAAUGCACAAAGGCCAGAUGGCGUACCUCCAAACCAAGGUGGGCGGUACUCGGGAUUUGGAUACACUAUGGAGACACCUCCUCGUAGUAGCUCUCAAGAAUUCUUUGAUACUGCAGUUUCCUCUCUUGCAAGUGGAUGGUCAGUAUUUUCAUCUUCUGCAAGCAAGAUUGCAAGUAAAGCAACGGAGGGAGCCAUCAAGAUUGGAGGGAUUGCAUCUCAGAAGGUAGCUGAAAUUAGUGUUUCUGUUGGUGAAAAGGUAAAGGAAGGCAAGCUGCUUGAAGAUGUUAGCUCUCAGGUGUCAAAUCUAGCAACAAAGGUAGGAGAUCUGGGCCGCCGUGGUUGGAAGGAUAUAGCAGGAACAAACAUACCAGCCCCACAGAAUGAAUCUAGCCCAGAACCAUCCACGGAGAAGUCUUCCUUACUAAUUGAGGGCAGCAAUUUGCUUAGGAAUAACCAGUCAAGAAAUGUUGCAUCUGGAUUGCUAUCUGAACAGGAGACACAGUCUUCCGAAAAUACAGAGCCUGACGACUGGGGGUGGAGUUCAGAGAAGGCACAGCUUUCAAAGAGCCCAGCCAGCUCCAAGUCAUCAAAUGACUGGGGAAACUGGAGCCCAGUGAAGGAGCAGACGCCAACGCCAUCACCCUCACAGACCAGUAAUGGAACGUCCUCUCGCAAGACUAAGAAGAAAUCUGGAGCAAAAGAAGGUCUCCUCAUUGACUUUGCUGAAGAUAAAAAUGGAAAUGAUUGGAAUUCAAAAUGGGAUGAUGAUGCAUGGGAAAUGUUAAACAAAAAGGAUUAAAUACCAUAAAAUGGCAUUUAGAUGAUUUUCAGAUAUUGUAAACUUGUUUGAUAGAACUGCUGUGUGAUUCAGUGGUCCGUGACAGUUAACAUUCUAUUCUUGAUGGUGUAAAUUGGCCAUACUUCGGAGUUCUUGCACAUAAUGACAAUAGGCAUUCUUUUAAUGCCAUCGGCAGUGAUAGCCUUCCUGUUAAAAUUUAUUAUCUUACAGCAGAACCAAAACUUUCAUAGGUAGAAAUCAUUGACACUGCUAAACUUGAAGGGCCAUUAAUUUUUAUUUUCGAAUGUGUAGAUUACAUAAACUUGUGUUGUGCACAAAUGUCAGUUAUCUUUUAAACUGGUUUUAAAUUUAUUGUAUAUGUAUCAUGUCUGUUGUUUUCAAGAUGAUUUAUCAAGAGUAUUGUAAUCUUGUAAUGGUAUUUCAUCAAUGCAUGUUUAUUCAGAAUAAGUAUUUUUUUAUGAAUCUUGGUGCUUAUUUUUCCUUAUUUAUCUUAAGUUUAGAGUGUCUGAAUACAGACCAUUGCCACCUCCCUGUGUUUGUGUGUGUAUGAGUGAGUGAGUGAGUGAGUGAGAUUUGAAACUGCCUUAACUUCUGUGAAAAGUACUACAUUUCAACUUUGUUUUAUGAUUUUUAUGACAGUACUGUUUGUAGACCUGAGCUGCUGUGUUAUCUAACAUUACAUUUUGAUCCAAACUGAAAUUGCUUUCAAUUUUGGAUUUACUGUUUGUUGAAGUAUUUCUUCAAUGAGAGUUCUGGAAGAAGAAUGGUGUGGUAGUGUAUAAUAUGCAUUUCAGGAAAUUCAGCUCCACACGUUCUUCAGUGACCAAAGUUCACGUUGAGGAAAUGGGAAUUCUUAGUACUUUCCCUUGAAUAAAAUAUGUAAGAAAACACCAACUGAGCUUUUAUUUGCCAUUUGUAAUUCUAGUCAUCAGUUUCACUCACUACUGUGGAUAACAACUGUUACUGGUUGACAAGCAAUGUACAUCUGUGUUUACAAAUGUGAGACUGCAACAUGAUUCAGGAGUCUGUUGUAACUUCUCUUUGUUCCAAUUGAAAGAUGAAAUUAAACUAAAUUUACAAA